This is a messenger RNA of Tribolium madens (black flour beetle), 3052 nucleotides long. Its product is annotated as dentin sialophosphoprotein. The record is from RefSeq and is a predicted model, not a curated record. Bases 362 to 2581 code for a protein of 739 amino acids. The transcript is spliced from 8 exons. NCBI's taxonomy places the organism in Eukaryota, Metazoa, Arthropoda, Insecta, Coleoptera, Tenebrionidae.
UUGACAUUUGACAUUUUAUUUUAGUUUGACAAAUGUAUUGUAGGCAGUGGAUGUGUUUAUGUGUUUUGUGAAUUGGUAAAAGUCACAUAAAUUUAAAGGUUUUGAUUACUUUUGUCAGAACUUGAAUUUUAAUAAAAUUGUGUUCGUGUUAAAUAAUGCUCAAAAUUGUUCCAAGUUGUUCCACUUAAGUGUGACCCUAUUAACCUAUCGCCAAGCUCUCGGUUAAUUGAGCAUGAUUAAGAAAAGUUUCACACUUCCAGUAAUAGUAACCAUCAUGUAAUGAAACAAUUCGAACAUUAAGUUAAUUAAGUCAUGCUUAACCUCAACAUUACAAAAAUGUAAAAUACCUAGGGAUAAAGACAUGUGGACAGUAGUUAUUUCAGGGUGUGUGUCAUUUUCAUUGGUAAUGUCGUUGGCGUUUUGUCUUUGCUGGAGGAAGAAGUCGCCUAAAAAUGACUUGUUAGGGCUUGAUGGCAUGGUCAUUCAAAAAAACCCUGACGAAAAUGUUAAUCACUUGCCCUCUGCUGCACCAUGUGUUGUUGACGGCCUAAAUGCUAGUGCACACAGUGCUGACUUUAACGAUUCUAAUAAUAAAAGAAACAUUCCUGCCAAUAAUACACGAAGAAGUCUCCCCGAUAUUCCCUCAGAACAAGGGAUUGCGCUUGCUAAUUGGGAACCUAUAGGUGAUAAUUCUUCAGAACAUUACGCCACAGUUGGGCAAUAUCAAAAUGCAAAGCGUCAUACGCUACAGAACGGUGUUGAACCCCGUCCUAGCCUGUCUCAACACAGUUCGAUAACUCAAGCCGACGAUAAUUCAUCACCUUAUGAAAAGGUGAAAUAUGACAAAAUCAAAUCAAAAGAACACCCUUAUGCACAAUUGCAGCCGACGACAAGCCGACAGGCAGCUUUAGAAGAAAAUAAAUUGCUUGGUGAAGAAAGAACAACUUUGUUGAGACCUAGUGGAUCGAGUACCUCAUCAGAACCAUCAGCACCCCCACGAUCACGAAGAUCAUCCGCCCACAGUGGACUAGGGGUUGAUAUUCCGGCAGCUUCAGCGGUGGCUGGAGGUAUUGCUGCUAGUCCAGAAUUGCCUUAUAUGACUCCGCCCGUAACGCAGGCUAAUUUUAGCGGGGAUUCACAGGACUCUUCGAAGGGUUACACUAGCAUUAGUGUAAGAGAGCCAUUAGCUAAUAUUAUAGCGCAAACAAAAGAAAUGAACAAAAAGAGGGAUUUAGACCAGCAUUAUUCCACGGUGUCUGAUGAUUCAGAUGAUGUUUAUACGACGAUACCCGACCCUAACAACCAAAUCUACACGAGUGAAAGCGAAACCUACGCCCGAAUCCCUGCUCAUCCUAUAACCGUCGAGGCCGAAGUCAAUCCAACCCCUCGAAAUCGCGAAGGCGACGAAUUUUACGAACCAGCACCCCAACCACCGCCUCCUAGUGUAACUAGUUUGAAACAAGUAGCUGGUCAUUCUCAUUCCCGCCAAGCCUCCUCGUCAAGCUCCAUAGCUAAUAUUGGAUCCCCUAAACCGGAAAAACGUCAAGCGAACUCACCCUUACCUCCACCACCUGGUUCUAGUUUUGAUUUUCCGCGAAAUUUGGAUGAUCUCUACGCCAAAGUACACAAAAACAAGAAGAAGGAAGAUUCUGAUGGCGAGAAGACUCCUGAGAAGGCGAAAAGGAGUGGGGAUAAUACGAGUCGAAAGUCAGUGUCGAGUUGCAGUUCUUCUGAAGAAAAGAAGUUCCAUUCGGUACAGGGACAUCAAGAACACAAUUAUGAAACUUUACGGAAGUUGAAUAAGGAUUGUAGUGAUCCUGGAUAUGAGAAAAUUAGGCAUGAGGAACCAGGAUAUGCCAGUAUUAACGGGCCUGAGAGUAUAACGAGCUCAGAUCCGGGCUACGAAGUUUUAAAACAGAGGCCUCCCUCGGAACUAGACCCCAACUAUGAAGAAUUACAACAUCGAAGUUCAAACGCCAGUGAUUCCGGUUAUUCGAAAGUCAAGGACAGCGACGGUUAUUCGGUCGUUAAUAAACAAAAGAGUGACGAUAAAUCGAGGACGUCAAGCAGUUACGGUAGUAAUUCGCAAGAUUUUAGUUUAGAUGAACCAAAUUAUGAGAGUAUGCCGAGUGAAUCCUUGUCUUCCGAACAUAACUACGCAGCUCUAAAGUCGGGUGGAAGCGAAUCGGAUCCGAAUUACGAAUCGGUGAAUCAAAGUGAUCCGAACUAUGAGAGUGUGAGGGAUUUGGAAGAGCCUCCGUAUGAAAAAUUAAACGAUGGUGAUUCGAGUAAGGCGGAUUCGGAUAUUCAAGGGUAUGAGAAAGUCAUUGGGCGCGGGUAUGAGAAUAUUGACACUUCGGAGAGUUCCAAUGGAGCUGGGGAUACGAAAUCUCAAAAAUCUGGGCCGCCGUAUGAACAUCUGAAUAACGAUACUGAUUCGGAAGUGCCUGGGUAUGAACGCAUCAAAAGUAAGGAAAAUGCGUCAUCCAGCAUUGACUCGAGUAGUUCGGGGAAAAGUGAGCCGGCUAAAGGGGAUAAAGGGUCGAGUAUACUUGAAGAAGAUGCAAUUUUUCAAGUCUAAAAAUCGUGCCUACAAUCUGGUGCUAAACAAGUUUAUACCAAUUAAUUAUUUUCAAACAGUGAUAUAAUUACUUAGAUUAAUCUUCUUUUUAGAUUCGAAACUAAUUCAAAGUAGAGAUUUUUCUUUUAUAGAAAUUCUAUUUUGAUGUCGUGAUUACUUAGCUAGAGUUUUACAAUUUUUCAACGAAAAGUGAAGUAUGUAUACGUAUUAAGUACUAAUCAGGAUGUGUUUAUUGCAUUUAUGUUGUCUCAUUUGUCUUCCAUAUAAUUUAUUUCAUUUGCUCUGUGCCAAAUAGGUAUUCAGUACUUUUUUAUGUUACUGUGUUUACAAUAGACUGCUUUUAGAUGAUUUAAUGAUAUAUUUAGUUACAAAAUUGUUGCAAUAUUAAAGAUUAAUAUAUUUAUAAUUUUAUUUAUAUUUUAUCUAUUUAUUAUAAUGUGUAAUAUUUUUAAUAAAAACUGUUUUUAUUUA